CAAGGGGGCCAUUUUGUGUUCUAAGAGCUCUUGUUCUUAGUUAAUACACAAUUGUUUUACAUCAUUUGGGAAGCAUGUUCUAGAACUUGUAUUAAGCACUCCCAACAUUUCAUUAUUGAUGGAGGGUAUGAGAGAAGAGCUACUGGUGCUGCUUUUUAUCAAGCCCGCUGGUGGUGAGCUUGACAUAGUUGUCACAAUGGCGGUUUGGUGUAUGUUCGUGCAUGCGUCCGUCCAAGUUUGUCUUGGCUGUAACUUAUCCAUGGAUCAAGGGAUUCUUAAAUAACUUGGCACAUAUGUUUGCCUCAAUGACACGGUGUGUCACGUGCAAGAACUAGAAUGGUAGCUUAAAGCUCAAGGUCAUACUUUGACACCAAAGUUAAAAACUCGGUGCUGUUUUGCUUGUCUGGGCUGUAACUCAGCCAUGGAUUGAGAGAUUCUUAAAUAUUUUGGCACAAAUGUUUGCCUCAAUAAGAUGAUGUGUUGUGUGCAACAACCAGAUUGGUAGCUUAAAGGUCAAGGUCAUGGUCAUACUUAAAAGUCAAAGGUCAAAACUUGGUGCAGGCUGUAACUCAGCCAUAGAUUGAGGGUUUCUUAAAUAACUUGGCACAAUUGUUUGCCUCUGAGUGGCAUCACACUAAUGGAAGUUGAAGACCAAAUAGUAUCAUAAAUGUCAGUCCUUUUGACAGCUGAUGGGCGCGACAUGUUGCCGUGGGCAUCUAGUCAUAUCUUUGGUAUGUUGAGGUUAGGAAUUGAAUCCACAACCUUUCUGCACUGAAAGUGGAUGCUGUACCUCUAGGCUAUUGAGGUGAUUGAUUUUUUUUACAAAAUAUAACAGUUGAAAUCACAUGUUUUUAUGGGUCACAAUUUCAGUCAUUUUGAAAAAGCUCAGUACUAAAUUCAAGUUGUAAGAAUGUAUUUCAGCAGGAGAAGUUCAACUAUCAACCAAUGACAAUGUCAGCAUGUGUGGUUCCAUUGAGGAGAGAACAGUUGGUGAACAAUUACCAGAUAUCGUACAACCUGCUUGCAGUGUAAAUGAUGACAUUCCUUCUGCUGGAUGUGAAGGUCUUCAUAAAAAGGUAUCUCCAGAGGAACCCAGACCUUUAGAAAGUACACAUUUAUGUUCAGAUACCCUAUCAUCCCUAUCACUUGGAGAUGAAUUUGAUGUAAACAAGGUAUCUGAAAACAACACUUCUGACUUAGAAUCUUCUGACUCUUCACACAAGUCUGGAAAGGUGGUUUGUAAAAGAAGAUUCGAGAGAGAGGAGGCUGACCCUCAAGAAAGGACAGCUAGCAAGAAAGCUAGAACUGAGGGUUUUCUCCCAAAUUGUGUGGACUACAGCUUCUACAAUAACUUGAUGCAGCAGAUAAGAGAGCAGUGUCUUCCAAAGAUUCUAGAGUUAUAUAUGUUUGGUUUUAAAUUUAAAGUACCUUUUAAACUUGAACUAGAAAACAAGUCUGAUUAUCCUAAACUUAUUCAAGCCUUGGAUAGAGGUGUUCGAAUAGAUGCUGAAGUUGAUGAGACUAAUGUAAAUCAGUCUACAGAAGAUAACGAUUCGAGUACAGACCAGAGCAAAAUAACACACUGUUCAGGAACUGAUAAACUUGAGACAAAUGAGAACAUUCCUUCUACAUUGGCUUCAGGUACAGAUAUAACAGAUGUAGAUACAGAUAUAGAAGGCCAUGAAUCACUCCAGAACUUUGAAAGCGUAACAAACAAAGAGAGGGAAGAAACAAAUAAAAAGAAAAAAUGCAUAUGUUCUGAUGUAACUGAAACCAGACAGAGUGAUAAGGGUAUAAUAAAUGAAAGAACAAGUGAAUUAGACAAGAAUAAUAAAGAAAGGGAUGAAUUCGACAAGAAUAAAGAAUAUACUUCAAAAUUAAGUAAAGCCAAACAGACAGUUGACAAUAGAGAACAAAAUAAAGCAUCAGUUAACACUGACAACAGAAAAAAAAGUGAUAAAGAGAGAUAUAAUAUAAUAAAAAACAGUCAGUAUUCAGAUAUCUCUGAAGAUGAGGACAAUUCACCUAUCCUAAAUUUAUCAACAAAGGGUGUAACUGGAAAUGUUGAAGGCAGCCACAUUGACACUCCACCACCAGGAUUUUACCAUCCUGAGGUUUACUACAAUACCCAAGCUAAAGGUAAAAGUUCUUGCAACAAGAAAAAAGGGAAACAAAGAAAGAAAAGGUUGGUAAAGAGAAGUGAAAAUAAUGCUAGGCCAUCAGUUUGUAUAGAUAUACCACCAGAAAUAGACAAAGUCGUAACAGAGACAGGAUCUGGCAAAAGUAUUAAUGGUACAAGACCAGCUCUGAAAGAAAAAGAAAAAGUACAGGUACCAUUGAAUAAUGAAAACGUCAGGUUUUUAGCAAGUAUAGUGCAUAAUUGUCUUUACGAGAUUGAAAAGGGAACAGCGAAACCACUUUCAAAUGAAAUCAAAGAAGCAGAUGAGACAAAACUUCCCAAGUUUACAGACAUUGAAACAGGGAACAGUCAAAAUAAACAGAACCGGUCAUCAAGAUGGGAAAGUACUGAUCAUGAAGAAGUCAAACAAAAGUUAAACAAAAAAAUUAUCAUGAAAAUGAAGUCAGAAGGGAAGUAUGCCUUGAAAGAACAGUCCAGUGCAGUGAGAAUAGUUGAACGAGUAAAGACUGAGGUGCCAGAUGCUUAUUUUGAUAGAGUUUCUGCAAUAGAGGAUGAAGAUCCAGAUGCUACUUUGCAGUAUGGGUUUGAUGGUCCUGGUGGAAUAAUUGUGAAAGAUGACAACACAGAUGCUUACAGCUGUAUACCUCCAGAUUAAUGUCACUCUAAAUUUAGAAAAGGCAGUUUUAGUUAAGAAAUAAUAUAUCCUAAACAGUGAUUUGUCAUUGUAUAAAAUCAUUGUUUGGAGUUUAGAUGUUAGGGAAUUAUUCCUUGACGACAUCCAUUAAAUAUUUGCCUGUUUUGUAUGUGUUUCUUUUCAAGUGAGCCACUUUGACGCUUUAUGAUGUAAUAAUAAUGAUCUAAAAAUAAUGAAUUAGUAAUUACAAAAGAAAGAAUAUUUUAAUAUGAUUUUGUAUGUUUUAGUUAAGUUUUUAUUUGGAAAAAACUUCUUCAUUAAACAAUAUGAUUUAUGUAGAAAACUUUGAAAACAGUUAGUCACACUGUUGAAAUUUGAUUUUGAAACUGUACUUUAUAUCACACACAUAAAAAUGUGUACUUAAACAGUACUUGUUUUAAAUUAUCAUUUCAGAUGUCUGAUAUCAAUUGCUGCUUUUCAUUUAAAAUUAAAAUUUUUGAGCUUGUCUGGAGGCUUAUCCUGUCAAACUUAAGUACUACAUAUAAUUAUAUAAGUUAUGAUAGGCAGUCUGGCUAUGGGGAAAGAACCAACUAGUCAGUUACAUCAGGUAUAUCUCUAUAAUAGUUGCAUAAGGUGACUUGAUAUUAAAAUCACCUAUCCAUUGUUAAAGCAAAUUGAAAUGGAUACAGUACCAUAUUUGAAUGUAACUUUUAGGUAAUGGUGAAACAUUGUACUAACAAAAAAUGAUAAAAUUUUUAAAAUUUAUCUUCUUUUAUCAUUUAAGGAACAUCAUUUAUUUAAUCAUUCAUUUAAUGUGCAAAAAUUACCCUGUCUCUUCUGUCUUGCCAGUUUCAGUCACUCCAGUCCAGGCUAGAAAAUUCCCAGGAUAUGUAAAAGCUGUAAUUCAGUAUUUUUAAAGGGUCAUAAUGUCUUUGUUUUAAAUGUAGUGGAGCCUGCUUGCUGAAGUGAAGACAUAGUCGUCCAGAUGGCUGUUCGGUAUAUGUGCGUUAGUGUGUGCUUGGGUCCUUCCAUCCAGAUUUUAUUGUAUGGACAAGAACUUUGACAUGCAUGGAGCAUGGCAUGAUUGUUUACCUCAGUGAGACGGAGUGUCACGUGCACCAGGUUCCUUUCUCAAAGGUCAUGUCAGAUCUGAUCCAUAAUGUCUAGGCCAUAACGUUGACAUGCAUAAAUUAAUGUUUUCUCAUAUUUCCUUACCAUUUUAAAAAUGAAAUGUCGUCAAAAUUGAAGUUAAAUACAUGUACUUAUUUAUAUUUAUAAAUGUUAUAAACUAUCAACAACUAGAUUUUUAUAUAUGCAAAUUUUAAUACAAACAUCGAGUGUUAUAACAUAAUGUAUACCAGAAUAUAGUACAAUAUUUUAUCAUUGACAGAUAUCAGUUCUUUAGGUUAUACUGCAAGUUGAGAUGAUUAAUCACCUUCCAGUAGGAGACUUUCUAUUGCAUAGCAAAACUUCAUUCACUUGUUUUACACGAGAAAUCCCAUUUUUAAUAUUUUUAUAUGUACUUUUCAUAUAUUAAGAGUAUUUAAUUAACAUUGUAGAAACAGUAUUAUUGAAUCCAUUGUUUCAGUUGCCUCCCUGUAUGGUUUCUGACUAUUAAAGUUCAUAUAUAAUAUUGAAAAGUGUUUUUCAAACCAUUUGAUUAUUCAUGUUUUCAAUUAAGACAGAUGCUUGAUCUGUUUUUAAUGCAACACCAAAAGUUAUUUGGCACAUAAUUAAUAUACAAAUCAAAACAAAAUUUUGGAUUGCGUUUGUAAAAAUUUGCUUUCACGAAGUAAAUUUCUGUUGAUAAAAAUGCUUCCAGUUCUGAGACCCCAACUUAAACAGCUUACUUCAGAGCUUAUGACUGUAUGAUAAUAAUUUUAUAAAGAUAUUUUGUUUAACUUGUGGUCGACCUUUCAGUCAGUCCAUCAGUGGGUAGACCAUUUGGUUUUUGAUAAAUAACUAGAGAAUGUAAAUCUACUCACAACAGUCAAACUUCAUAGAAUGAUUGCCAGUAGAUGAUUCCUAUUGUUUUACGGGCAUUGUUUUAGUUGUCAGUAGGUGAAAGGGCAAUGACACAGUGACCUGGAGACUGAAAAUGGUUUCCUGUGAAUAAUUAAAGAACAGUUUGGUCUACAGUCAACAAACUUCAUAGGAUGGUCACGGUCACAUUGACAUUUACACUAAAAGCAGUUUUUUAUGUAACUGAAGAAUGCCUUGUGUUGCAGGUAUCAACUACUUGUCAGUAGAUGACGCCUAUUGUUUUUGAGGGCAGUAGGUCAAAGGCCAAGAUCACAUUGAUCUGAAGAAUGAAAAUGAUUUUUGCUUGACAACUAAAGAACUAAAGCCUAAUGCUUUUUAAUGUUGUUAAAUAACAGAUGUUCCCUUAUGUUUUAGGCCAGAGGUCAAGGUCAGUGACAUUAAAACCGAGAAAGGUUUCCAAUCAAUAUCUAUAAAAGUACUUUCGGGCUUACAGAUUUCAUUGAAUGAUUGCCUAGGUCGUGUUUUUGAUGUCAUUUGGUCAAAGGUCAAGGUCACAGCAUACAAAAUUACAUACUCAGUUAGUUGCCUUUGACAGGCCCUCAUUGGAGGUGAGGGGUGGGGGGGUAUUUUUAUUUUUUUUUAAAAGCUGUUGUUUUAGAUUAAAAGAAAAAAGAAAACUUCUGUUGCAAAAAAGAUUCAUCAACUUGCAGUUUUCCUCCUUACAGGUAUUAUGUCCGUAUAUACAUACAGGGCGUGCAACUUUUCUGUUGUCUUUUAUUCAGGAAUAUGUGUUACAUUCUAUUUUUGUACAUCUUUUCACCACGUAUUAAUCAGGUAUUUGUAAUGUAGGUGUUCACAUCCAUGAAAACCAAAUCUCAGUUUUCUGUCUUUCACAAUCUUUUUACUCAGGUGUGUACAUAUAUAAACUAGGGGAAAAUAACUAAUAGUGUUUCCCCUUUCAGGAUGUAUUAUACAGGUGCAUAAUGUAAAUACUGCAGGACCAAAUUGUUAGUUUUCUUACACUUCACUGUCCUUUAUUCAGGUAUACAUGAAAUAAAACAGGGAUAAAUAACUGGAUAGUUUUUCCCCUUUUCACUGUAUGUAUUGUGUAGAUUUUGUAAUUGGGGAUCAGCUUCUUAGUUCAUUUACUUUCUUAUUCAGGUAUGUACACUAGUGAUAAAUAAUCUAAUACAUGUAGCUAUUUUGUCCCUUUCAACAUAUAUUAUUUCAAGUAUUGUGUAAGUAUACAUACUAAUGGACCAACUUCUUAAUUUCUUGCACUUUACUGUCUAGACUUCAAGUAUGACCAUAUCAUACACAUUUUGGUCAAAUAUCCUAAUAUAGCGGUUUCCCCAUUAGGCCUACAUUAUGUAUUAUUCUGGUAUUAUAUAUUAAGUACAGUAUACAAACUGCAGGACCAAUUUCUCAGUUUCUUGCCUUUCAAAAAUAGGGUAGUAGUCAAGUUUUCUCUUACCCUUUUACCAUAUGUUACUUUCUUUUAGUAUACUCCCAGAUACAAAGAAUAUGGAGGUUAUAUUUGUUGGUCUGUCCUGCCUUUCAAUCAUGUCUGCUCCUUAUCUUCCUAAUUACUGGGGAGAUUUUCAUAAAACUAGCAUCACUUGUUAACUUCAUCAAAAUGACAUGCAGAGUGCACAGUCAAGGUCCCUGAGUCCAAAGUCAAUGUCAGACUUGAAGGUCAAAGGUCAAAUAGCUUAACCUUAUGUCCACUACAUGUUGUCUAAACAGCUAGGAAGAUUUUCAUCAAAUAAACAUUGUUUACCUCACUCAGAUGAUGUGCAGAGUGAACAACCAACGUCACUAGGUCCAAAGUCAAGGUCACAUUUGGAGGUCAAAGAACUUCACCUUGUUUCUGCUCCAGAUCUUCUAAACUUCUGUGAAGAUUUUCAUUAAACUAGGAUCAAUUCUUUACCUAAUCAAGAUGACACUCAGAGUGUACAACCUGGGUCACAAGAUCCAAGGUCAAGGUCAAAUUUUAAUGUCAGAGGUCAUGAUUACAACAUUUUACUUUCUCUGCAUCAAAGUGAAAUGAUCAAUGGCCUUAAGUGAUAGCUCUAGUUCAGAUAUGAACAUAUACACAAAAGAGAGAAAAUAACUAACAAAUUAUUCAGUUUUCCCUUGCCCUGUCUGUUUUUCAUGUAUGUAGGUAUAUAUAAUUAUAAUGCUUUGUAAAAGAUAACUUUUUGUUUAAAUUUCAAAAUCAGUUUGUUACUGUCAUUUCCAUCUUUUAUAAAAGCAACAUUUUGACAUACUGCUGUUUCAAUAAAUUCUGCACUGUUUUGAAAACUAGUUUCUUCUUUCCAUCAUCAGAGAGAAAUAUUCAGCAUAAUACAUGAAGUAAUAUUCAGGAGAAAAAUUAUGUAGUUUCCAAGUACAUAUAGUAUGCAUAUAUUUUUAUGCCCCCUUUCGAAGAAGGAGGGGUAUAUUGUUCUGUCGGUCAGUAUGUAGACCAAUCCGUUUCUGGAUGAUAACUCAAGAACGCUUGGGCCUAGGACCAUGAAAGUUGAUAGGGAGGUUAGUCAUAGCCAGGAGAUGACCCCUAUUGAUUUUGAGAUCAGUAGGUCAAAGGUCAAUGUCACAGUGACCUGGAUCAGUUAAAUGGUUUCCAGAUAACUCAAGAACGCUUGGGCCUGGGAUAUGAAAGUUGAUAGGGAGGAUGGUCAUGACCAGCAGAUGACCCCUAUUGAUUUUGAGGUCAGUAGGGUAAAGGUCAAGGUCACAUUGCCCCGGAAUAGUUAAACCAUUUCCGGACGAUAAGUUGAGAACCCUUGUGCCUAGGAUCAUGAGGUUGAUUAUGACCAGCAUAUGACCCCUAUUGAUUUUGAGAUUAAAGAUCAAGGUCACAUUGACCCAGAGCAGUAGAACUUUUGUGUACAGUGACCAAAUAAUUUCUGUUCCUUGUGCAGUUACUGAAUGCAUCAGGGGAGGCAUUUUGUGUUCUAUGAGCUCUUGUACAUUUGUAUAUAUCUAGUUAAAUUUCAUUGGGAGGUUGGGCCAAUAUUAUAUAUAAGCCUUUCAUUUGAAUCAACCUGUUGGGAAUAAGACCAGAAAAAAUGGGAAAAUGUUAUGAGAUAUGAAAAAAUACUUUGUAUAACUGAAAUAUUUUGAAUUAAAAACUGUUAAACUCAAAACAAACAGACUUGUUUAAAAGUAGUAAGACUGUCCAUGGUUUAGUAGCAGCUCUACCUCUGUCUUGCAUGCUCACCUCUUGCUUCAGGGCCAGAAGAUUAUCAUAGGAUCAGGGAAAACUUGAUGAUUUAUAUUAUAGUAUGAUAGUCCAUUUCUUGUAUUCUUGUAAAUAACGUUAAAAGAGUUAAAACUUCUACCAUUUAUAGUCCACAUGUAUUUUUUCUUGUGUGCAAAUCAUUAAAGAAAUGGCAUGUUAUGCAAAUUUAC
This is a messenger RNA of Mercenaria mercenaria, 8171 nucleotides long. RefSeq lists its product as uncharacterized. NCBI's taxonomy places the organism in Eukaryota, Metazoa, Mollusca, Bivalvia, Venerida, Veneridae. The coding region runs from base 960 to 2795 and encodes 611 amino acids. The transcript is spliced from 4 exons. The record is from RefSeq and is a predicted model, not a curated record.